UUGAGUACUCUGUCGUGUUUAUCAGUGAUUUGGGUUGCGUUAAUUUAGCGUUGGAUUUGAAUCCCAACUAUUGAUGAACGUGUUGACGACCUAUUUUGGUCCCUUAACAAUUAUUCUUCCAUGAGAUGUCAGUUUAUCUUGAUGAUGCUUAUCUUACUCAUUUCAAACUCAUCUGAAACAAAAUGAAGGGUCAGAAUGACUUCAAAUUUUGUUAAUUAGAAUAGAAGACUUGAGUGUACACUGGUAGUUGAACAAUGGCUGCAAAGGAUCUUUCAGGUUUUCCUGUACUUACAUUUCCUCAAAGACCAGAUUAUGGAUCUGAAGGAUCAGCAAUAAAAUUAAGGGCUAAUCAUUUUCCCAUCACACUGAAAGCUUGCAAAUUGCAUCAUUAUGAUGUUACUAUAACUCCAGAUAAAUGUCCCAGGAAAGUUAAUAGAGAAAUUAUUAAUACUAUGUUAUCAGCUUACACAAAAAUAUUUGGAUCUCAAAAACCAGUCUUUGACGGACGAAAAAACAUGUAUGCAAGGAAUUCGUUCCACAUGCCUGGAAAUAAGAUGGAUAUAGAAGUUACUCUACCUGGAGAGGGAAAGGAUCGUGUCUUUAAGGUUGUAUUAAAGUAUAUCGAUGAAUUAGAUUUGAGAUUUUUGGAUGAAGCUCUGAGUGCUCCUUGUGGAUCUCAAAUUCCUGUACCUAAUGGAGCCAUUCAUGCCUUAGAUGUUAUCAUGAGACAUUUACCAAGCAUGAAUUUUACACCAGUUGGUAGAUCAUUCUUUUCAUCACCUGUUGGCUACUAUCAUCCUUUAGGGGGUGGUAGGGAAGUGUGGUUUGGAUAUCAUCAAAGUGUUCGUCCCAGUCGAUGGAAAAUGAUGCUUAACAUUGAUGUAUCUGCCACUGCAUUUUAUAGAAGUUUACCAGUUGUUGACUUUUUGGCUGAAGUUAUUGAAGCUAAAGAACCUUUGACAAAACCUAUCACUGAUUCUCAAAGGGUCAAAUUCACCAAGGAAAUCAAAGGUUUAAAGAUAGAAAUAACACACUGCGGCACAAUGAGAAGAAAAUACAGAGUUUGCAAUGUUACUAGACGUUCAGCACAAAUGCAGGCGUUCCCUUUACAGUUAGAUAGUGGUCAGACUGUUGAGUGCACUGUUGCAAAAUAUUUCCUUGAUAAGUACCAACUUAAAUUAAGGUAUCCUUUUCUUCCUUGCUUGCAAGUUGGACAAGAGCAUAAGCAUACGUAUUUGCCUCUGGAAGUUUGUAAUAUAGUUGCUGGUCAGCGAUGUAUGAAGAAGCUAACUGAUACACAAACUUCUACCAUGAUUAAGGUUACUGCACGCUCUGCACCUAACAGGCAAGAAGAUAUCAGUAAAUUGGUUAAAAAAAAUGACUAUAGUGAAGAUCCUUACAUAAAAGAAUUUGAUCUUCACAUAUCAAACACAAUGGUUGAAGUGAAAGGACGUGUCUUGCCACCUCCUAGACUGCAGUAUGGAGGAAGGACUAGAGAGCAAGCUAUACCUCAUCUGGGAGUGUGGGAUAUGCGUGGCAAGCAGUUUCAUACUGGGAUUGAAAUCAAAGUGUGGGCAAUAGCAUGUUUUGCCUCUCAUCGUUCAUGCCAAGAGGAUGCUUUGAAAUCAUUUAUCCAGCAGCUUCAGAAGAUAAGUAAUGAUGCUGGAAUGCCCAUAUGUGGGCAGCCUUGCUUUUGCAAGUAUGCAACAAAUGCUGAUCAAGUUGAACCCAUGUUUAGGUACCUAAUGAAUCAGUUCAAUGAUUUGCAGCUUAUAAUUGUGGUGCUGCCAGGAAAGACUACAGUUUAUGCGGAAGUGAAACGUGUAGGAGAUACUGUUUUGGGAAUAGCCACUCAAUGUGUACAGGCCAAAAAUGUAAAUAAAACUUCACCACAAACCCUGUCAAAUUUAUGUUUAAAGAUCAAUGUGAAACUUGGUGGUAUUAACAGUAUUCUUGUUCCAAGUAUUAGGGCAAAAGUUUGUAAUGAACCCGUGAUAUUUUUUGGAGCUCACAUACUUCAUCCUCCUGCUGCUGAUACCUGCAGGAAGCCAACUGUUGCUGCUGUUGUUGGCAGCAUGGAUGCUCAUCCCAGUCGUUAUGCUGCUGCAGUUCGAGUUCAGGGUAGCCGUCAAGAAAGUAUACAAGAUUUGUCAACAAUGGUUAAAGAACUUCUCAUUCAGUUUUAUCGUGCAACACGUUUUAAACCAUUAAGAAUAAUUAUGUACCGUGAUCAUGUUUCGGAAGGCCAACUUCUUCCAGUUUUAAGUCAAGAGCUUCUUGCUAUACGAGAAGCUUGUCUGAAGUUAGAAUCUGACUACAAACCUGGGAUAACAUAUAUUGUGGUUGAGAGGAGACAUCAUACCAGAUUAUUUUGUGCUGACAAAAAAUAUCAAAUUGGUAAAAGUGGAAAUGUUCCAGCUGGAACAACUGUAGAUUCUUUUAUCACUCACCCAUCUGAAAAUGACUUUUAUCUGUGUAGUCAUGCUGGUAUUCAAGGAACAAGUAGGCCAGCUCAUUAUCAUGUACUCUGGGAUGAUAAUCAGUUUAAAUCUGAUGAACUACAGUCUCUAACAUAUCAAUUAUGUCACACAUAUGCUCGCUGUACUAGAUCUGUUUCUAUUCCUGCACCUGUAUAUUAUGCACAUUUGGUAGCUUUUCGUGCUCGCUAUCAUAUGACAGAGAAGGAACAUGAUAGCGGAGAUGGCAGCCAUCAAUCAGCCAAUGGCGAAGACAAGACACACAAAGCUCUAGCAAGAGCUGUAACAGUACAUUCCAAUUCUAAUAAAGUGAUGUAUUUUGCGUAACUUUUUCUUUAUUACGUGCAGGUUGUUUUAUAUUUGUACAUAAAUUAUGUUAAUACUGUAGGUUGUCCAUAACUUUUAUAUAACUUAAAAAUUAUGAACUUUUAUGCUGCAUUGGUUUUUAAUGAAUUGAAUAGUCAUCAUUCAUAAAUGAUCUUUGUGCACAUAUUUGAGCUCCUUAAUUUCAAUAAAAAAUUUCUUUAAAUUUAAGUAUUUAUUUAUUAAUAUUUUAAUUGUGAAUCUUCCUUUAAAAUGUUAAAUAUUAAUCUUUUAUUACAUGAUUUGUAAGCAUGUAUUUUUUAAUAAAAAAUUCAUAUAUUUGAUAGAGUAAUAAUAUGUAACUGUGCCAACUGUAUAAAAAGCCAUCUGAGUGUCAUUUAAUUUUGAAGCCAUCUGUUCAUAACCUUAUUCACAUAUGUGUAAGUUGAUUGGUACAGUAAUUUAUUUUCUUAAAAUCUGUUUUCUUGAAAAUUAUUUACAACUUAUAAAAGGUAGCAAAAUAUGAUAAACAACCAAGUAAUAAAUAGGGAAUAAAAAUAAAUCGUGAAAAACAGAAGUGAUCAUGCCCUAUAGAGGGUAAUGCUUUUAAAUGAAAUUUUUUAAUCAAAAGAUAUAUUUUUUGACUAAAAUAUAUUAAUCAUGUUCCUAUUAUAUUGUAUUUUUUGUAUUAUCAUGUGAGGGAAAAGAAAACUUGAUUGUGUCUUUUGUCAUGAGUGAUGAUGUAUUUUUCAUAUUUCUAUUUAUAUACAUCUGUGACAUUUAUGUUCUUGUAUUUUGAAUCUAUGAAAUGUAUUUAUAUGCAGUUUAUGCAACCCUUUAUUAAUAAUGCUAAUAUUAAACAAUUUUAUAAAUAAUUUUACCUUUGAUAUUUACAUGUUGUUAGUAUUUUAAUAUGCAAAUAAUAUUCUUAUAAAGCUGCACUUGUAAUAUGUAAAGGAAACAACUGCACUGUAUUAUUUCAUAUUGGUUUGUCCAAAAUGUUCUAUAAUUUCUGUAUAAAAUUCUCUUUGGCCAUGUUUUACUGAAUUUCUGUUACAGAGGAAUUGCAAAAUAUUAAGUUGUUCUGCUUUGUUUCAUUAUUAUUUUAUUAACUUUUUUAUUGUCCCUUAAAAGAAAUAGCAUUGAAGAAAGCAGUUAUUAUUAAAAAAGGGAAAAAAGUUAUUGACUUUAGUGAUGAAUUGUAGAUUUGAUUGCAUAAAUGAAUAAGACUUCUGACAUUUUUUUUUUUUUUUUUUAAUUUAUUGAAAGUCUCACACCGUUCAUAGAGAUAAGUAUACUAUAUAUUGGCAAGGAAACAGAAUUGAAGCUAAAUAAUGAUAGAUAAAUGAAGAUGUAAUAGAUAUAUAAGAAAUAAAAUUAUCAUAAAGAUAAAUCAUGAUCAUAUUCAAGCAAAAUUAAAUAUAAAUUUUAGCAUUGGUUACACAAAAUUUAAUGUUUGUUGCUAUUAAAAUAUGUCAAGAACACUUGUUUUUAUGUGAGUGAUUUCUAAGAUGAUGAGAACUAAGGUACUCUUCUGUGAUCAGGACCAGAUUCAUUCAAGAUUGUAUGUAUGUGUUCACACAUAUAAAUGCAUAUGUACAUAUACACAUUCAUCCAUACAUACAUACAUGCAUGCAUGCAUGCAUACAUACAUACAUACAUUUCUGAAUCCGGUCCAGAUUACAGAAGAGUACCAGAACUAGUAAACAUGUUGUAGUAGCAAACAUUGCAUUAAUAUGAAACUUAAAUUUUGUUGCAAAAAGGGUCCUAUUUUUUAUUUAUCUGCUUUUCUGUUAUAAUUACAGCCUCUCAGAUUAUUUUUAUCUUUAACAGAAAAAGAAAAGAAGUUUUGUUUAAAAGCUAAAUAGCCAGGAAAUACAAUAAUUAUUAUUUAUUGGUACCUUUUAAUUUUGUGCCCAAGGAAAUAAUUUAGUCAUUCUUAUUUUUCAGAGUUUCUGAAAUUUUUAAUGUACUAUUUAUUGUUAAUUUUAAUAGUUUAAAUAGGAAGGAAACAAUUCAUUGCUAGAGUUAUGCAUUAUAUUUUGCUGUUAUGUAGUAUUUUUCUGUAUUUGUCCCUGUUUGUAAGUAUUUGGUGUGUAAAUAUUUUUCUGAUAUUUAAAUCCAUCAGUUAGUUUAAUAAUUAGUUACUACUAUGCAUGCUAGAUAAUUAUAUUUUAUAUCCGUAUAUAAAUGUUGAACAAAUGUUUAAGUUCUUUAACCACUUAACAGAUUCUUUUUUCCGUCAUAUUAUGACAAAAAAUAAGCAUAUUUUUGAUAAACAUUUUUAUGAAGAAAGUCAUUAUAUAAACCCAAAUCAGCAGUCAGAACUAUUACAAGUAUUGAAUUUAUUGAUUUAUGCUAAUUUUUAUUUUCAUCGUAAAAAGCACAUAUUUCCUUAAAGUUGGCUUUUUUCGAACAAGUAAGCGAACUGGAAAACACACUUUACAAAAAUAGAUGUCAGAAUUUAAAAUGUUUUAUUGUUAUUACAUAUCUGUUCGAUUCCAAAGAAGAAUUAUUAAUAUCAUGAAAGAAGGAUUAUUAAUAUCAAGUUCAUAAAAGUUCCAAAUUUGCGUUAGAUUAUCUAUACUUUCCGUUUCUUCAUCACUAGAGAAGUCAGACAACAAACUGCCAUUACUUCCAGAAUCAUUUAGUGAAAUUUCAGAUUCACUAUCUGAGUCAAUAUCAGAGUUAUAUCUUCAGUUAUAAGCUUCUCAUUAUCAUUCAUUUCUUCUUUUAUUUUAGCUCCAAAUUUAAAACAAAUAGUAUUCGCAGUAGCCGGAACACCGGAGCUAGUGAAAAGAAAUUUCGCGCCUUUAUUU
Molecule: messenger RNA, 5599 nt
Organism: Stegodyphus dumicola
Lineage: Eukaryota; Metazoa; Arthropoda; Arachnida; Araneae; Eresidae
Product: protein argonaute-1-like
Molecular function (GO): RNA binding; protein binding
Source: RefSeq, a predicted model, not a curated record